This is a messenger RNA of Hippocampus comes (tiger tail seahorse), 3405 nucleotides long. It is a transcript of the gene nln, whose product is annotated as neurolysin (metallopeptidase M3 family). NCBI's taxonomy places the organism in Eukaryota, Metazoa, Chordata, Actinopteri, Syngnathiformes, Syngnathidae. Gene Ontology annotation, cellular component: mitochondrial intermembrane space. Gene Ontology annotation, molecular function: metalloendopeptidase activity. Gene Ontology annotation, biological process: proteolysis; peptide metabolic process. The record is from RefSeq and is a predicted model, not a curated record.
CACACACACAAAAUACUGAAGACACACUACUUGCCGUAUUGCACAAAACACACAACACACGUACAAAGUAACACACACUACACAACACACUACAUAACAGAGUAACUACUUAGGAUACUAUAAAUUUUGUAUUCCUCCUGGCACAAUAUGCACAACGCUUACACACACUGCACAACGCUACACAUUGCAUGGCACACUAACUACGAGUUUUGCUCAUGCUCACAAAAUAAUGCAACACAACACAAAUACUACAUAACUCCCAACACAAAAAAUGAACGUCAUACACUACACAUUGCACAACAUUUACUAUGCUACAGUAGAUAACAGACAUUACACACCGACAAACUUAUCCAACUCAUGCAUACAUUGCACAACACAUGCACGCUACUUGACAAACAUGAGCUACUAAACACGCACUAUAAAACACACAUGCACUCGCGCAGCCUAGAAUGACACACUCGCAUGACCUAGCAAGCUUGAAGGUUAAAGCCAAAGUGUGUGCGGGUGCGUAUAUGGUGCUUAUUAUGAGGUGUGUGAUGUAGCGUGUAAGGAACGAUCAGUAGUAAUCAUUUGACGAGUGUGUAAGCUUGUUGUAAACACGUCGUUGCACUUAAUCAGCACUCAUCUUUUAAUGACCGCCUCUUAAGUUUUUGCAGUCCUGGCGAGGUGUCGUGUUCCUCAAUGUCCGACUGCAACCCGACCCAUCGCGGCGGGGGGGGAAUCGGUCGCAGCUUAGCACGGAAAGAAUUCUGAGAGUGACGUUCCAGAAAUAUGCCGUCCGUCCAUUGAGCACCAUAACCCUUUGCGAGCGGAGCGUCUGUCACUCUGUGCAGAGACCCCGUGUGGAGAAUGACGAUCCUCAACGGCACGGCACAGCGUCCCGCAAGGGCCUACACUCACAGUAUCCCGCUGAGUUGGAACCGGUCGCCAGAGGAUAUCGCCGCAGACACCGAACGCUUGAUCGGCACUGUGACUAAGGUCUACGACGAGAUUGGACGCCUCUGCGUGGACGCUGUCUCCGUUGAGAACACGCUGAGGGCACUCGCCAACGUCAAAAUGGAUUACGCAGCGCGCCGUCACGCUUUGGACUUCCCGCAGUACGUGAGCCCGUGUCGGGCCGUUCGAUUGGCCAGCGCCCAGGCCGACAACGUGGAGCUGAGCAUGAGGCACGACGUCUUCCUCCGAAUCGCCGCCUUGCAGAAGAAGCUCCCGCACGAAAACGUGUUGCAGGAGGAAAAACGUUUCUUGGAGCGACUGCUGGCGUCGGGCAGGCGGAACGGACUACAUCUGUGUGGAGAGACAAGAGAGAAAAUCAAAAAAACAUCCAAGCUGAUCUCCGAGCUCUCCAUCGAGUUCAACAAGAACCUGAAUGAGGACAACACGUUCCUGCUCGUCUCGCGGCAGCAGCUGGACGGUAUGUCCGAGAGCUUUGUGUCGGGUCUGGAUGUGGACGAGGCGUCCGGUGUGUACAAGGUGACUCUGGCCUAUCCUCACUAUUUUCCCGUCAUGAAACGUUGCCGCGAUCCCGAGACGCGGCGGAAGAUGGAGACGGCGUUUCACAGCAGGUGCAAAGAGGCGAACACGAUCGUCCUGGAACGUUUGGUGGCGCUACGCGCCGAGUUGGCGGCUCUGCUGGGCUACGGCUGCCACGCCAACUACGUGCUGGAGGUCAACGUAGCCAAGAACGUCACCAACGUCGACGCCUUCCUCAAUGCCCUCCAGAAGACUUUGGAGCCGGUGGGCGCACGGGAGCGGAAGUACAUGAUGGCGUUGAAGAAGCGCGAGUGCCUGACGAGCGGUCGGUGUUUCGACGGGCGUCUGAACGCGUGGGAUCUGCCCUACUACAUGGACCAAGUCGAGCGGCGCAAGUUUGCCGUAGACAAGGACAAACUUCUUGAGUACUUCCCGCUGGACGCCGUCACAGAAGGCCUCCUCGGGAUCUACCGGGACCUGCUGGGGCUACGCUUCAGCCGGGUGCUGGCGGCGUCCGUUUGGCACCAGGACGUCCGCGUUUAUGAUGCCCAUGACGCCGACACCGGCGAGGAGAUGGGACGCUUCUACCUGGACCUGCACCCCAGGGAGGGGAAGUACGGCCACGCGGCGUGCUUCGCCCUGCAGCCCGGGUGCAAGGUCGCCGAAGGAGGGCGACUCCUCCCCGCGGCCGCCUUGGUCGCCAACUUCACCAAACCAGCCGGGGGUCUGCCCUCACUGCUGCAACACCACGAGGUCGAGACGUACUUUCACGAGUUUGGACACGUCAUGCAUGAGAUCUGCUCCAAGGUGACCUUUUCGGAAUUCAGCGGCACGCAGGUGGAGACGGACUUUGUGGAGGUUCCGUCUCAAAUGCUUGAGAAUUGGGUGUGGGAGAAGGAGCCCCUGAGGAGGAUGUCCCGCCACUACAAGGACGGCUCGGCCAUCCCGGAGCCGCUGCUCGACAAGCUCAUUGCGUCCAGGGUGGCCAACACGGGGCUGAUGAACCUGCGUCAGGUGGUCCUCAGUAAGGUGGACCAGUCGCUCCACACCAGCUCCACUGCGGACUCGGCCGCAGUGUUCGCAAAAUUAUGCCAGGAUAUCCUGGGUGUUCCGGCCACAGAAGGCACCAACAUGAUGGCCAGCUUUGGCCACCUGGCAGGAGGAUACGACGGCCAGUACUACAGCUACCUGUGGAGCGAGGUCUACUCCAUGGACAUCUACUUCAGCCGCUUUAAAAAGGAAGGAAUCCUCAACCCGAAAGUAGGGAAAGAGUACAGACGCAUCAUCCUCGAGGCGGGAGGCUCGGUAGAUGGCAUGGACAUGCUACAAAGCUUCCUUGGCCGAGCGCCAUGCCAGGACGCCUUCUUCCAGUGCAAGGGACUGAUAAGCCCUUCCAACGCCACAUUGUGAUGCAAAAGUUUUUAAAGUACCCAAAUUGUGUGUGAGUGUGUGUGUGAGCGUGCGCGUGUUUGUGUAUGUUUCAUUUGAAACUAUAUUGUAUUUGACGUUUACAUAUGAUGUUUGCAAAACUUUUUGAAGAUGAGAUUGUAUUUUAAGCUUUACAAAGAACACAAUCGGUCUUUGAGGACUACAAUGUCUUUGAUAUUAAUGAAGCACAUUGAAAAGAAGAUUUGCUUUGGGUUUUCAAAAACAUGGUCUUCUCUGAAAGUAUUUACAAAAACUCAUUAGGACAAUGAAGACCCUUGAUUGUCUUUCAUCUUCAUACCCUUUCAACCCCUGGAAAAGUGGGUCAUGCAGGUCAAUGAUGGCUACAGGAGCUAAAUUGUCCACUGGUGGGCGCCAUUGCAUCCCAAAAGCUUGUCGGCGACUACGAAAAAUACUGUAUACUGUAUAGUUUUUGUUGCACAAAAAUGCAUAAUCAUCAAGAGUAAUUAAGUUAAGAACGAAAUGAAUGCAUUUAUUUUCAUAUUU